AAAAGAGCGCCCGGAAGGGGCCGGGCCGCUGUGCCCCGCUCCCGCCGACCAGCAGCUCCUCCUGGACCUUUGCACCAUGCCGGCUGCCGGCUCCGAGCUGCCGCUCCCGCCUUCGCCGCCCACGGCACAGCAGCAGGGUGCCGAGGCACGGCCGACCCACGGGGAGCUGCAGUACCUGGGGCAAAUCGAGCAGAUCCUGCGCUGCGGCUUUCGGAAGGAGGACCGCACGGGCACCGGCACCCUGUCGGUGUUCGGCAUGCAGGCACGCUACAACCUGAGAGAUGAAUUUCCUCUGCUGACAACCAAACGUGUAUUCUGGAAGGGUGUCUUGGAGGAGCUGCUGUGGUUUAUCAAGGGAUCCACAAAUGCUAAAGAACUGUCUGCCAAGGGAGUGAAAAUCUGGGAUGCAAACGCUUCCCGAGAAUUUCUGGACAGCCUUGGAUUCUCAACCAGAGAGGAGGGGGACCUGGGUCCAGUUUAUGGCUUCCAGUGGAGGCAUUUUGGGGCAGAAUACAAAGAUAAAGAUUCAGAUUACUCCGGCCAAGGAGUAGACCAGCUGCAAAAAGUGAUCGAUACCAUCAAAACCAACCCUGAUGACCGCAGAAUCAUCAUGUGUGCCUGGAAUCCUAAAGACCUUCCUCAGAUGGCCCUGCCCCCAUGCCAUGCUCUCUGCCAGUUCUACGUAGUGAACGGCGAGCUGUCCUGCCAGUUGUACCAGAGGUCGGGAGACAUGGGCCUGGGCGUGCCCUUCAACAUUGCCAGCUACGCCCUGCUCACCUACAUGAUUGCGCAUGUCACUGGACUGAAGCCAGGUGACUUUGUACACACUCUGGGAGAUGCACAUGUUUACCUGAAUCACAUCGAGCCACUCAAAGUGCAGCUUCAGCGAGAGCCAAGACCUUUCCCAAAGCUCAAAAUCCUUCGAAAAGUUGAGACGAUUGACGAUUUCAAAGCUGAAGAUUUUCAGAUUGAAGGGUAUAACCCACAUCCCACCAUUAAAAUGGAAAUGGCUGUUUAGUGUG
This is a messenger RNA of Ochotona princeps (American pika), 1022 nucleotides long. RefSeq names its product thymidylate synthetase (gene TYMS). Gene Ontology annotation, biological process: dTMP biosynthetic process. Bases 77 to 1018 code for a protein of 313 amino acids. Lineage: Eukaryota; Metazoa; Chordata; Mammalia; Lagomorpha; Ochotonidae. Gene Ontology annotation, molecular function: thymidylate synthase activity. The record is from RefSeq and is a predicted model, not a curated record. The transcript is spliced from 7 exons. Gene Ontology annotation, cellular component: mitochondrion; cytosol.